GCUACUAAGAAAAAAAAAAAGAUGAAGGUUUUUAAAUGGACGUUUUUUUUAAAAACAGCGUGUAUUAGUUGAUAGCGGAUCGCAGUUCGUGACGACUAAGUUAAUGGUUAAGUUUGAAUUCCUGUGUUCAACCGACGGAGCUUGGUGGUCGACGCUAACCUAGUUUAACGUUAGUUAGCCUGCUGUAUCGCUCUAUAUCUGGGGUUAGCCUGCUGUAAUGUUAUCCUGCUUUAUCGCUCAACUAGCCUGGGUUAGUAUUAUCGUUGGUUAUCCUUAUCUGCUGUGUAUCACUCUCUGUGUGCCGGGUGAGCAUUCUGUUUUAUUAUCGCUCUCAUUGUGGAGGUGAACCGGGUUAAAGUUAGCCUGUUAGUCUGUGCUCUUCAGAGCCGUGUUAGCCUGCUUAAUAGCCCGCUUCAUAGCCCUCUAUGCGGGUCAACGUCUGGCUGCUUUAGAGCCACUGUACCAGGGUAGUAAGCUGGGGGGAGCUAAACUAAGCUAGCGAAAUUAAUAUUAAUAUUGAACGUUAAAAGACAACAUUUCUUUAUUGAAUUCAAGGCGAAUGUGCGCAUAUUUUAACGGAUAUGCGUUUGUUAAGACGGGUUUAUUUAUGACAUUUUAAACUUAAUGACACGCAAAUGCGUAUAAUGUUUAAUGUGUUGUUUAAAGCGAGUUGACUGUUGGGUGUAACGGCACGCUAGCGUUACCUGUGUGUUAAACAAACCCCACGGUGCCCUCACCAUGUUGGUGUGUACGCGUAACGCCGGACAGACCAGACCGUAGUGCAGACAGUGAAUGUCAUUAUCAGCGUACUGUCUGCAUACCAGGGCCGUCGUGGCGAGCCAGCAUAGGAGGAGGAGGAGGAGGCGAGGUAUACAGUGUGCAGACGAGAGAGAGAGAGAGAGAGAGAGAGAGAGAGAAUUAUUUAUUAUACGCGGUGUCCUUGCAGCAGCAGAAAGGACACCAGAAGUGGAGGUGACAUGGAGAAACAUUUUCUAAAUACCCUUUUUAAUGCUGUGAGGUUGUUCUGAGAAAUGCCACCGCGUUGUAAUUCAUAGCAGCAAUGCGGCUGUUGUGAUUUCUGACGGAAAUAAACCGACCAGGUUGGAGUUUUUUUCCGCAGGAAAAUGUAGACCUUCAUUUAUCGGUCGCUGAUAUGAUUUUGCAGGUUUCUUUUUCCACCCUCAAUUGGCCCACGGUUAUAUUUGCCAUUAAAAACGCCCACAAACAUCAACCUGCUUCGGAAUCGAGCUUGAGGUUUGCACCGCUGCAGCAUUUAAGUCAGUGGAGAAAAAAACAAAAACGAUGGGAUGCUGACAUUUGCACGAGCGUGCAAAUCCUUGCACCGUGGUGAUUUUUAUUUUUUACCGAAUGUACGUUUUAGCCUCUUUUGAAAAGCCGAAAUACCCAUUUAGUGUAGAUGAAUACAUAAAAUGCAUUUCACGACUGCGCAAAUGAUGCACUAAAUGGUACAUUUUCAAGCUGAAGUGCGUUCAAUCGGCCGUCAGUCGGUGUCAUAUUGCUGCAGUAGCCAUUAUCAUCUAUAUUGCGUUUUAAGUUGGGGGAAACCAGCUAAGAGUUGUUACCCUAUUACAGUCCAUUUAAGAAGUUCCGCAGUAAAGCCCGGGAGUAAAAAGGGGGAAACGAGGCUUUCCAUGCUGCUGUAUAUCAAGCUGUGAACGGCCUGAGAAAAGGGGACGACUGCUGUUAGCGCUUUUAUCAAUUGUUUUUCAAAGAGCUGAUGGGGUCAGCGUGGGGUAAGCAGACCAGAGGGGAAGGCACAAUAUGGCACUUUCAUUUGCUAAGUAAAAUGUUUUUCACCAUUGUACCAGUUUUACAUUAACAAUGUAAUCGAGGAAGGAGGGGCAGGGUGGUGGUGGUGGGGGGAUGAUUUCACUUUGGUUGUCAUGUCUGGUCAACUGGUUUCGCCUGUUAAAAUUCUCACUUUGUGCUGGAAAGUUUGUUUCAGAACCUUUGGUGAAACCUUAGAUGAAAAUUUCCACCGGGGUUCAAUUACAAGGGCUGAGAAAGCCUCGUGUUAGUGUGAAGUAUGGUAAUGGCCAUUUGGUUUAGUGGGCAGCCAUUGACCUCUUUAGCCCCCAUAAAACAUUUGAACUCUAUAUGGCUAUAUCAUGCUCCACAACAGUUAUCAAUGAGAUUGUUUUCAGUUUGUUUAUUCAUCUACAGGAAGUUAAUUGAUUAGCUGUAGUUUAGAUACUGACUAUAUUAUUUCUCUGUUUUCUAAAUCCCUGUUUUUCAUAUUCAGGAAGCGGAUCAGAACAUAGAAAACUUCCGUCAUCAUCAUGCAUGUGUCUAACUACCAGAAGAUUUGUGUCAUUUGAAAAGACUUGGAAGAGAAAAAAAGACUCGGAGGAGUACAAGAACUCAGUCAGCGGACAGAAACGACAAUAACCCAGUGUUUAGACAUGGCCAGCACCCAGACCAGUUUGAAAACCCCUUUCAAAGACUUGACCUCAUUCAAGGGCAACAUGAAGCGGCUGUACAGAGAGCGGCUGGAAGACGCGCCCAUCAAGAAGCGAGUGAUGGCGGAGAUCAACCUGAAGCGUCGCAGCUUGGAUUCCCUCCCCAAAACUCCAAAGGUGAAGAGGGAGCAGAUCGAGGAUCUGUGCCACGACCCUGACAUGGAUGUGGAGUGCCGGGCUGAACUGCACAUGUUGGGCUCUGCUAAAGCUCUGGACCUGAGCCCCGGGCUCAAACACACGCUGGCCCAGUUCACCCUGAGCAGCCAGAGCUCACUCGGGGGCCCGGCUGCCUUUUCAGCCCGCACCGGUCACGAGCACUCCCCGGCCGGCAUGCCCCCCCUGCCCUCUCCUCCUGUCCUGGGAGGGGGCCCUCUGCUGGUUCCCUGUGACAGCUCCACUGAACUCACCCACUCGCUGCUGGAGGGAGAGUCCAUCUCCUGCUUCGUCGUUGGGGGAGAGAAGCGGCUUUGCCUGCCCCAGGUGCUCAACUCUGUGCUCCGCGACUUCUCGCUGCAGCAGAUCAACACGGUGUGCGACGAGCUCUAUGUCUACUGCUCGCGCUGCGACGCCGAGCAGCUGCAUAUCCUCAAGGUGCUGGGCAUUCUGCCGUUCAACGCACCUUCCUGUGGCCUCAUUACACUGACGGAUGCACAGCGGUUGUGCAACGCUCUGCUGCGUCCAGGGGCGGCCUUGCCCGCGGACCCCAGCGGUAAGCUGCUGACCCAGGGCCUGCUGAAGGAGAGUGAAGCGAGUUUCCAGGUGGAGCACCAGUGUUUGGGGAAGUGCCAGGGUCUCUUUGUGCCCCAGUUCUACAGCCAGCCUGAGGCGCCCUGCAUCCAGUGCGUCGAGUGCCAGUUGCUCUUUUCGCCACAGAAGUUUGUCAUGCAUUCACACAAGUCACCCGAUAAGAGGACCUGCCACUGGGGCUUUGACUCAGCCAAGUGGCCCUGCUACCUGCAGCUCGCCAGGAAGUAUGAAGGCAUGCCCGAGGAGCCAAAGCUCAAGCAGCUCCUGGACGAGGUCAAAGAGAAGUUCCACUACCAGUUCAAGAGGUCGCAAGACAAAAAGGCAGUGGAGGAGGAGGAGAGCCAGGUGAGGAAACCCUCAGCAGAUCUCUGCUCCCCCAGCAGCAAGUUGAAUGAUGCCGACCCUGAAAAAAAGGACAAAACAUCUUCACCUACUCUGGUGUUCAAUCGUCUUUUCGCGGACAUCAAGGAGGAGCCAGGACACCCCACCCUGGUCCAUCCCAGCUACUACCUGUACACAUACGAUAAGAUGCUGGCUCCCAACGUGUCUCUGCAAAGGGAGGCGGAGAUGAGCUCCGAGAUGUUCGGCGCGCUGCUCAAACACCACUACAGCCACAGAGUGCUGGGCCACGACGAGCCACCCAUGGAUCUUCAUGCGUCGCCUCCCGUCGCCGCUGCUGGCGCCAAGGAGGCCAAAUCCCAACGUGCCGCUGCCGCCUCGACCAGUGAGCGGGAAUGCCAAACCCAGGCAGUUUCCAUGGAGACAAGCAGCCAGAGCUGCAAGACAGCCGCCCACACCCCCCCUCCUCCUCCCGUGUCGUUGUCGUCGCCGGUAACGGAAGUAGCGGCUACGGACACGGGCUUUGCCAUGAGCGUCGCUGCGGCGGGGGGGCUGGAGGACGACAAGGACAGAAUCGUGGUGGAGAUCAUGCAGAUGUACAGCAGGCAGCAGGAGAAGCUCAACUCCACCCUGCACAAGCAGCUGCAGCUGGAAAUGGAGCUGGAGGCAGUGCGCGGGGGCGAGGCGGCGAGGCUACGGGAGCUGAGCGCUGAGCAGCGGGAGCUGCGCAGCGAGCUGGAGGCGGUGCACAGCGAGCAGGCGCGGCAGCUCAGCCAGGCCCGCCAGGAACAGCUGGAGCUGGAGACCCGUCUGGAGCAGCUCCGGCAGCAGGCCUGCGCCUGCGAGCCGGGGUCCCAGCGCCAGCAAGAGGCCCACUACGCUGCACAGUUGUCGGAGUUACGUCACAGGCUGGAGCGAGCAGAGACGGACCGGCAGGAGCUGCAGGAGGAGCUGCGCAGGGAGCGUGAGGCGCGGGAAAAGCUCGAGCGCACGAUCGCCCAGCUCAAGCAGCAGAUGGUCCAUUCUGCCACGGUGGGAGGCAGCCCCUCUCCUCCUCUUACCCCUUCAGCCGGACCCCCUAACGCCCACUGCCCGCCCUCCUCCUUCUCAGAGGCCCCAGCGGCUGGCCAAAAGUAACUGCCACCCCCCCUUCAGGCGCCUCCCUCAUUCCGCUCCCGAUCACCCGCCAACUCUACAGACACAAACAAAUCAGCCUAAAGCAGAAAAGGAGCUUUGCAUCUCCUUGGGUUUUUUAAGUUCACUCCCACCCUUUUGUUUCAAUGUAGGACUGAAUUUUGGUUUUGUAAUGUUGUGUUUCUUUAUUAUUAUUUCUUUUUUUUUUCUCCCUCCUCUCUUUAAACAGUAUUUAAAGAUUUUUUUGGGGCAUGUAUGUUUGAUUUAAUUUAUAGUUUUUACUGAACAAACAGCUGCUUUAGACGUUGACGGUCAAGUAGAGACCAACUCGACCCUUCCCACAAUGGUCACCUGCCUCGCCCCCAUCUCUUCUUGCUCUCUCUGGAUCCUGGAGCUGAAGACUUUGAGGUUUCAGACUUAAGCUCAGACGCAGACUCAUCCCGGACGUCACUUCAUGCUACUACCUGGCACAGCAGCCGGUGUCCUCGGACACGUAAUGGCGCCUGGUUGCGGUGCCCCUUCUCCGUCUCUGUACUUGCGGCCCAAACGCUCAAGUACCAGCGACUGCAGGAAACUGCAUGGACAGUUCCAUACUGCUUUUCCUGCUCCUUAUGAAAACGGAGAGAAAAAAGGUGUAACAACAUGUCGAAGAAUAUUAAAUCUCUCUGGAGGAGAAAUACCUUUACUGUACAAAAAAAAAUAAGACAUUUUGCAGAUGUCGUAAAAAACCUCAUGAAAAUAUGCCAAUAGUGACGCUGAACUUGAAAUGAGUGGUUUGAGUGUGACCCCCCCCCCCCCCCCCCACACACACAAGGUAGCUAGCUAGCAAAUCGUCUGGCCUGGACCCCAGCUGCUCCUCACACAGGCUACUUCCCCCUCUUCACUCUGCUGGGCAGCACCUGGACUCUCCUGUCGUAGACCAAACAGUCUGUCGGUUGAUCCAGUGUCUCCUCUCCACGCACGCACACACACACACCUUUCACCGCUGUACGCUAGUGCCGUUGCCCUCUGCUGGGAAACUCCAUAACACUGUGGUUUUCACCCACUUUAGGCUAGACAGGAAACACUGUGCUCUUUUCAGACUUGGCAUGAAGAAACCCACAAGCAGUGUUUUGCACUUAAUACGCUCUCCUCCCCCAGAAUCCCUAGGGAGAGGAAUGUGUCUGGACACGGGGGGAGGGCUGGUUGAACCAGUGUAGCUUUCCUAAGAAAGAGGGAAAGGCAGCGUCUCACAUGUGCGGUAGCUGUACUGCCAUACCAUAAUACAUGCGACAUCCUUACAUAACCGCACACACACACACACACUCGAGUGUGUCAGUGCGGUCCAGGCAUUCAGGCAGAACAAUGGGCCCCAGCGUUCCCAGCAGAUGAUCAAAGCACCAGUCUGGCCCCUGUUUUGUUUUCUGGGCUUCUCUCUUUUUUUUGUAUCAUUUGACUUCAUUGUCAGCAGACGGUUUUUAUCCACCACCCUGUUUGUCAGAGCGUCGUCUUCAGAAUGUGGGUCGCAGGUGAAAGCAGUUAGUCCGGUUUUGGGCCUCGGGUCCGGCCCCAGCUUCACGUUAUUCUGCCUGGCUGAACAAACAGCACUGGACAGGAAGAGGAAGAGAGGGGCGGCGAGGAUCGAGGGGAGCGCUGGGGGUGCAGCGGGCUGGGUGGCCCAGACGCCAGGGGUACAGAGGGAGCCCUCUUUUUGUUUAGUGCAGUCAGAAUGGGGGCAGCUGUUGUACUCUGGGCCUCUGGGUGAGACUGUACAGGCUCCCCCCACCCACCAAUCUCUCAACACCCUCUCACGAAACGACCGUCACUCACUCACACAUACCCGUCCAUCCAUCCAUCCAUCUCCAGUGCCAGAUCAGCUGGGGUUGUGCAGUGUUUUGUAGAUGCCCAGGAGAGGAAGAGAGGACUUUUAUUGUGUCAGUUGCCAGGCAAAAGCACUUUUUAUUGCCACUAAGGAGAUCCCUGUAAGCAAGUGUGUGUGUGUGUGUGUGUGUGUGUGUGUGUGUAAAUAAUUGUUUAAGAAGAGAAGGGGAUCGGCCUCAGCUAAACUCUUGAGCUUUUUUUUUAUGCAUCUGCUAUAAAUGCAAAUGAAUAGACAUUCCACUGUGCUCCAUCCUGUUGAAUGCAGAUUUUCGUACACGGCUUCCUUCACAAUAACAGACGAUAAAGACCAGAGUACAGUUGUGGUUUGUUGAUUGUCAUGAAAGCAGGCGCAAGCCAGUCCAAUCAAACCCACGCCGCUAAUGUACACUCUACUGUUUCAGUUUAUUGAAAUUAUGAAAGAAAAUAUUUAACGUAUUAACUAAAGAUUUAUAUUCACUCUGUAAAUACAGUAGUCAUUAAUAUAUUAACUGUUCUUCUAUGAAAAAUCUUCAAAAGGUUUUAGAAAGUGGACCAGAACUAAGGCUUCAGAUGUUUUUGCUUUCUUUUUUAAAAUAGUUAUCAGAACUUGACGUGAGUCGUCGAGCAGGUUUUGGGGGGGGAGGGGAACGCAUGGUUUACUGACACAUGAUACAAGGCGAAAUAGGAAUAUAAUACUUUGUUACACACUUUGCCCCCUUUUCUGAAAUGAUGCAUUUUCUUUUAUUUUUGUGGAUUUCAUCUUGACGGACUGUUGAUCGUGUGAUGUAACGAGCCCCCCCCCCCCCCCC
Molecule: messenger RNA, 7348 nt
Organism: Anarrhichthys ocellatus (wolf-eel)
Lineage: Eukaryota; Metazoa; Chordata; Actinopteri; Perciformes; Anarhichadidae
Gene: skila
Product: SKI-like proto-oncogene a
Exons: 7
Coding region: 2424-4703 (759 amino acids)
Biological process (GO): negative regulation of BMP signaling pathway; negative regulation of transforming growth factor beta receptor signaling pathway; negative regulation of transcription by RNA polymerase II
Cellular component (GO): transcription regulator complex; cytoplasm; nucleus
Molecular function (GO): SMAD binding; RNA polymerase II cis-regulatory region sequence-specific DNA binding; DNA-binding transcription factor activity, RNA polymerase II-specific
Source: RefSeq, a predicted model, not a curated record